UAUUUAAUACAUUAACUUUUUAGAAUUUUGUGUGCUGUGAAGAAAGAGAAAAGAUUGACCAGGCAAUUGAUAAUCUGUUUAAGGAGGAUUGCGGAAGAUUUGAAAUUUAUAAGAUAUAUGGGGGUAGAUAUGUUAAAUUAAUGAGCAGACCUUGGAUGGCCAUUCUUAAUUUAAUAGAUCAUAAAAAUCAAACUUACAUAUGUGGCGGUACCUUGAUAAACAAACGUUACGUGUUAACAGCUGCUCAUUGUUUCGACAAGAAAGAACUAUCCUUAUUGCGAUUGGGAGAACACAAUUUAAGAAAGAAACAAGAUUGCGAUGGGGAUUCUUGUGCACCACCAGUUGAGGAUAUUGAGAUUGAACGCAUUUUUGUGCAUGAAAAGUAUUCGCCUAAAACUCUACAUGAUGAUAUUGCUCUAGUGAAACUGUCGAGAGACGUGGAAUUUAAAAGGAAUAUUUCGCCUAUUUGUCUGCCUACGACCGAGACCCUUCAACAAAAAGUUAACAAUAUGAAAAACUUCCAUGUGACUGGCUGGGGAAAAACUGCACACACUAAUUUCUCUGAUACUCUUAUGGAAAUCAUUGUAAAUCAAAAAAAUCGCGCAAUAUGCAAAAAAAGAUUUCCGAAACACCCAAUCGAUUCAACACAAAUAUGCGCUGGAGCUGAUGGAAAGGAUGCCUGCGGAGGUGACUCUGGAGGUCCAUUGUCACAGGUAGUCUAUUUUAAUGAGUAUCAACGGUUUGUGCAGUUUGGAGUGGUCAAUUUUGGAUCUCCUCAUUGCGAUGGUACGGAUCCGGGUGUAUACACAAACGUUGGCAGUUACAUACGGUGGAUCGCUUAUACGAUUGCCACCAAAUAAAAAAGAUAAGUAGAUGAUAAUUAUUUAUUAAAUUAUUGAAUAUGUAUGCGAAAUUAAAGCUCAUCGUUUGGUUGCUUAAGUUUAAAUGCAUGGGAUAAAGCUUGCAUGUGAUGCGAGAAAAAAUUAAAAUCCUCAAUAGAAAUAUAUAUAUUAAUAAAUAUUUAAACAAUUA
Drosophila sulfurigaster albostrigata is the source of this 1032-nucleotide messenger RNA. Its product is annotated as serine protease grass-like. The record is from RefSeq and is a predicted model, not a curated record. Gene Ontology annotation, molecular function: serine-type endopeptidase activity. Lineage: Eukaryota; Metazoa; Arthropoda; Insecta; Diptera; Drosophilidae. Bases 141 to 860 code for a protein of 239 amino acids. Gene Ontology annotation, biological process: proteolysis. The transcript has 4 exons.